This is a messenger RNA of Mugil cephalus (flathead mullet), 6992 nucleotides long. Its product is annotated as caskin-2-like. The record is from RefSeq and is a predicted model, not a curated record. Bases 684 to 5030 code for a protein of 1448 amino acids. NCBI's taxonomy places the organism in Eukaryota, Metazoa, Chordata, Actinopteri, Mugiliformes, Mugilidae. Gene Ontology annotation, molecular function: protein binding. The transcript has 22 exons.
CACCUCUUGCACGCGACAGAGAGCAUUAUUAUUACGGCGUUAAACGACCUCCCGUGACCUCUCACGCUCUGACACGCGCGCAGACCGGGGUUGCUACAACUGGAGUGGCGCGCGCGCAAGUAGUUCUUGUUUAUGUAAUGCCACAAUUAUGCGACUGAAUGCUUGUGGCUAUAUGUGUGUUGCGCGCGCGCGCAUCGGAUCUGGUGCGAGCUGGUCCAGCGCCGCGGCGGCGACCACGCGGCCACACGUUCAACAUCAGCGAGCGCUGCUCUGCAGAUUGAGGGCUCCGGUGUCGCGGGCUUGACCCACCGUUGGGGAGGGCGCUCGAGCUCCACCAUUUUCACGCACGGCACGCACGUAGACCCGGUGAAGUCGUCACGCGAUAGAAUCCGUGUGGAAUCUGUCGCGAGUUCCCUGCGCGGCUGGAGAGCUAUCCCGACAGCGCGCGCGUGGUCCGGUCGGUGGUCGCUGUGGGUCGGCGGUGCUGCGUGGAGGGGAGGCGGAGAGGGACCUGCGCUGGACUCCUGGCCGAAUCGGAGCAUCCCAGUCCGGGCAGUGUCCAUCCCUCCUCGCCUCAGCUCCAGCGGGAGGCCGGGAGCGGCGGCAGGAUGUAGCAGCGGAUUAACGGAGGAGAGAGGGGCGCUCAGAGGAAGAGAGCGGGGCCGAGGCGGGACGCAGGGGACAUGGGGAAGGACCAGGAGCUGCUCCAGGCCGUGAAGACCGAGGACUUGCUGACAGCUCAGCGGCUUCUACAGAGACCACGGCCGGGAAAAGCCAAGCUCCUCGGAGCAGCAAAGCGGGUGAACGUCAACAUCCAGGAUGCAGAUGGGCUGUCGCCGCUGCACCACGCCGCUCUGAGCGGCAACAAGGAGCUGAUCUCUCUGCUCUUGGAGGCGCAGGCAGCAGUGGAUAUCAAAGACAAUAAAGGAAUGCGUCCUCUGCAUUAUGCUGCGUGGCAGGGGAAGACUGAACCAAUGAAAAUGCUGCUGAAGGCAGGCUCGUCAGUCAACGGACAGUCAGACGAAGGACAGAUCCCUCUCCACCUGUCGGCCCAGCACGGACACUAUGAUGGGUCGGAGAUGCUGCUACAACACCAGUCCAAUCCGUGCAUCUCGGACGCGGCGGGGAAGACUCCGCUGGACCUCGCUUGCGAAUUUGGACGCGUCGGAGUGGUGCAGCUCCUGCUCAGCAGUAACAUGUGUGCAGCCAUGCUGGAACCGAAGCCCUCGGACCCCAACGGAGUGUCACCUCUGCACCUCGCCGCUAAGAACGGACACAUCGAUGUCAUACGGUUGCUGAUUCAGGCUGGCAUCGAUAUCAACAGACAGUCCGAGUCUGGCACUGCGCUACAUCAGGCUGCCCUCUGUGGGAAGACAGAAGUAGUACGCCUGCUGCUGGACAGUGGCAUCAGUGCAGGCGUGAGAAACACUCUGAGUCAAACUGCCCUGGACAUCGUUAACCAGUUCACCACCACGCAGGCCAGCCGGGAGAUCAAACAGUUGCUGAGAGAUGCUUCAGCUGCAAUGCAGGUGCGAGCACUAAAGGAUUACUGCAACAACUAUGACCUUACCAGCCUCAACAUCAAAGCGGGCGACAUUAUCACGGUUUUGGAACAGCACUCUGAUGGCCGGUGGAAAGGAUGUAUUCAUGACAACCGCACAGGAAAUGACCGCGUGGGCUACUUUCCCUCCAACAUGGUGGAAGUCAUCAAGAGGGCAGGCCACUCCCCCUCCCAGCAGUGCCACACCCUCCUUCUCCGCAGGCCCAACCCCUGUCCCAUUGCCUCGGUCAACGGACAUUCAUACCCCCCCACCAAAGUCCUCCCCCUGCAUCUGACUCCCCCUCCUCCCCUCCACCCCAACACACAGUCCCUCCCUCGGUUCUCCUCAUUUGGGUACGUUCCUCUUCCCAUCUCUCCUCCGUCUCUGUCUACUCCUCCUCCUCUGUCCACUACUCCUCCUCCUCCUCCUCCUCCUCCUCCUCUCUCCACUUCUCAGGAGCAGCAGAGUCAGACAGGUUCACGAACUGCAGAGCUGAGUCCUCAGGGCUCUCCCACUUUAGGACAGCAGAGCAGCACCAGUGAGGACAUCUGGGUGCUGCGCAAACCGCUGGCAGGUGGCGACCGGAGCGGCAGCGUGGGCAGCCUGGGCAGCGUCCGGUCAUCGAGCAGUUUGCAGAGCUCUGGAAACACGCACGUUCUGACCACACCGGCGCCCAGCCCGCACCCAGCGCCCACACCAGGAGUCAACACGCACGGCCUCAAUGCGCCGGGCCUGCACGCGCAAGCAGAAGGGGUUAAGCUCCUGGCCACCGUGCUGUCUCAGUCUGUGAAAGCCAAGGAGCAUCUCCUGGAGCAGUCGCAGUCUGUCGAGCAGUCAGCAAGUUCUUCCAGUUGCACGGUUCAUGAACAGCGGUCGUUUGAGCGGAAGGCAGAAGAGGAUGAUGGGAAAAAGCAGGCAGUAGUGACGUGGCUGGGUGAGUUUCAGCUGCAGUUCUACACCACCCACUUCCUCACCGCGGGAUAUGAUCUAGACACCAUUAGCUGCAUGACCCCUGAGGACCUGACGGCGAUUGGAGUCAUGAAGCCCGGACAUCGAAAGAAGUUAACGUCAGAGAUCAGCAAGCUGCCCUCCACAGACUGGCUGCCAGACCACAAGCCUGCCAAUCUAGCAGACUGGCUGUCUCACCUGGGCCUUAGUCAGUACUACCAGGUUCUGGUGCAGAACGGGUAUGAAAACAUUGACUUUGUCUCGGACAUCAGCCUGGAAGACCUGCAAGAGAUUGGCAUUACAAAGCUCGGCCAUCAGAAGAAGAUGAUGCUGGGGGUGAAGAGACUGAAGGAGUUACAAAGAAAAGAAAGUGGCUCUGAGCCUCCCCAAAGCCCCUCCACACCCCCGCCCAGCCCAGGAGGCGGCACCGCCUCAGAGCCACGGAGGGAGGCGAGGAAGCAGAGGGACGGUGCCCCCAGCCCGCUGGCCAAACCCCGCCCAGGUCUCACACAUUCCCAGACCCCUCCCCAAACCCCACCACAAACCCCUCCGCACGCACGCACCCAGCAGGCCUCCCCCAGGGCCCGCCCGCGCCCCUCCACCCAGACGGCGGCCGACGCGUCCGUGCCGCUGCUGCGGCUGCCCGGUGGGGAGGAGGAGCGACGCAGGACUCACAGUCUGAUCGGCUCGGAGUCCGACUCUAGAUACGCCACCGUGUGCCGCAGCAGCUCCACACAUACCGCCCCCCCUAACGAUGUCACUGUUAACCGCAGCCAAUCUUCUGUCACCCUCCGUCCCCGCCGAAAAGGUCGACCCCCGACGCCGCCUAAGCGGUCCUGUUCUUCCAUUACCGGAGGCGACGGCGAGGGGGAGAGGCAAGCGGACGGGCUGCUAGGGCUGCCAACCUAUCGGGAGCGGAGGGCCAGCGACUGCGGCAGCCUGGGAGCGGCUCUGAGAGCCCAGGACUCAGCGGGCCUGCAGAGAUCAGAGGGGGCCUCUGGGAGCGUUCGCAGCCUCGCAGCCAUGCUGGAAACAUCCAUCGUGGUCGGAGCCAAACCCAUGCAGAGGAACAUGGGGAGCAGCACCAACUACCUACAGGUCAGCCCGCCGCUUCUCCGUCGGCAGGACGGCGCGGGAGGUAUAGGAUCUGAGGAGGACGACGUUUUGAGUCGGCGCAGGACCAUCAGCGGGCUCGAAGGCCUCCCCGGCGACGCCGCCGACCAGCUGCCCCGGCAACACGUCCAGCAGCGCCCCGAGCCCCGUCCCCGCUCCACCGUGGUCACCUCGGCGUCGGAGAUCACGGACGGCACGGCGACACUCCGGAGGAGGCCGCGUGCCCCGGCAACGGAGCCCGAGCCGCCCGCACCGUCGCCCGCGGCCACCACCGUCGUCACCAUGACGACCGGCACCGACACCAUACGCAGGAGGCAGCGCGCGUCCGACCACGCGGAGCACGUCGUUCAAAGCAAUAACCGGCCGGAUUCGCCCGGCAGCCCGAUGGACGGCGGCCGCAAAGGCGUCGGCGAGCCGCAGCAGAACGGCGGCGUGGUCCUGAGGCGGCGGCCCGUGUCCGAGGUCUCCGAGAGGACGGAGGGCAGCAGGGAGAGCUGCGAGUGGAUGGAGGCCAGGAAGUCUCUGAAGCCGCCGGUCUCACCCAAACCAUCCACAGUCAGCCUGAGGAAGACGCAGGCUGACCCCCCGACCCCGACUCGCAGGGUCCCCAUACCCGGGCCCGAUAACGCCGACACGGCACAGAGUCCCGAGCUGAAGCGUGUGCCUCCUCCCGUAUCCCCAAAACCCCGCGGGCCUCCGACAGCACCCAAACCGGGAAAAGCAACCGUGGCUUCAGCUGCCGUGAGCCCGAGCCCUUCUGCUACCAGCCCGGCUGCAUCCAGCCCGACUCCAGCCCCGAGACCCUCUUCCCCCACCUCCGCCGCCCCUCUACCGGCGCCCGACGCUCCCUCCGCUCCCUCCCUCUCCCCGGGCCUCCCUCUCGCUUCCCCUUCCCCGGCCCAGAGCCCCUCCACCCCUUCGCCGCACCCCGUCAAACCUCCCCGCUCCUCCAUCGCGGGCCUCUCCAUCGACCUGCUGGGGGGGGGGCGGGAGGCGGAGGAGGAGGAGGAGCGGAGGAGAGAGAGGGAGCACAAGGAGCAGGAGGAGGAGAGGAGGAGGGCUGAGGACAGGAACCUGAGGGAGCGGCGGCAGGAGGAGGAGGAGGAGGAGAGGAGGAGGGCUGAGGACAGGAACCUGAGGGAGCGGCGGCAGGAGGAGGAGGAGGAGAAGCCCUCGAGGAGGGAAGGGGAGAAGGAAGCGGAGGGUGGAGCGGGAGAAGAAGCAGAGCAGGGGGGGGAGGCUCAGCAUCGUCUGGAGGAGACCAGCGCCUCAUUGGCCGCGGCGCUGCAGGCUGUAGAGCACAAGAUCCACGAGGAGGACACAGUGAACGACUCCCUCCCCGGCAACAAGGCGACCGUCUCCAUCUUGGACGACAUCGGCAGCAUGUUUGACGACUUGGCGGACCAGCUGGACGCGAUGCUCGACUGAGCCCCUGCCCACGUCUCAUUUCCAGCGAGCCCGUGUUCCCUCUCCCCACCCCACCCCACCCCACCCGCCCCCAUCACGUGUAGGUGUAUCAAGAAAAGCUCGGAGCUGGCGCUCAGAGAGAGAGAGCGCGUGUCCGAGUGUGUCCCUCUCCCGCGUGAGCGCUUCUCAUGUAGCCUUGUACAGUACUGAGGAGGGAGUCCUCUCUGUCCAGUGCAGUAGCUCUAGUAACUUCCUCCCGACGCGAGGAGGCCGCUCCCACACAACCUCCGACCUCUGCAGCCCGGGCCUCAAGACGACUGUGUGGACUGAGAAGCACAAUUAUUUUUCCUCCUCCUUUUAACUCUGAAAAACUCUGGCCAGGACAGACGUAGUAAGUCUCAGUCAGACAGGGAGGCAGACAGACAGAUAAGCAUAUUGCUUUCAAAAUAAUAAGCACACUUGACCGACUGUCUGACAGGCAGUAUAGGCAGCCAGAUACAGACAGGACACAUGCUGAUGAGACACACCGCAGAGAACUUUUAAAGCACACUGAAGGACGGGCCGCUUUCUGGGUCUGUCUCACUCCUGCAGCGUCAAAAGGAUGCUUUUUUUUUUUGUUUCGUUUUUUCUUUUUUUUUCCAGAUGAACCGUAGCCUCUAUUUCUCUUCUGUAUGAGUGAAGGAUUGUGGUUAGCUGGACUCCCUGACCCGUGUGUGUCGUCUCCGUUCACGUCGUCGUUGCCGUUAUUGUUGCCGUUGUUGUUGUUGUUGUUACGGGUGCGUGCGUGUAGUCCCCCGCUGAAGCUCACGUCAGUGUCCUCCCACUCGUACAGUAGUUAUUCUAAUGAUCAGAAAGACGAUGUAGAUGUGUGUCCAUGAUUCUUGAGACACAAAACGCACAGACACACACACACAUACAAACACACACACACACUACAUUGGUUUUAAUCUUGCUGGUGUUCUGCUUUGUUGGUGUUUAACUCCAUUUAUGGAGAUUCUGCUUGGAAGUGAGUCUGCACACAUGCCUGAUGGACAAACCAACACAUUUCCGUGCAUAUAUACAAGCACACUCAUGCGGUAUAUCCCUUUGUCCUGCUGCAGUGAACAGUGUUUUUAAAAAGAUAAUCCUAUAUUUCAAUGCUUUAUAUAGUACAUCCAGUAUACACACAUCACACUCAUCAUGCAUACAUACCUACACACAUACAUAGAGUUUAUAAUAUACCUGGAUAUUUGAGCUGCUAGAGCUCCCUCUAGUGUUGGUUAGUGAAACUGCCCCUAAGCUGCCCUCCCUCCAUGUUCACCUCCCCCCGUCCCAUUUUUAUCUCCCUCUGUGUCUGUUUUGUUUACUCUGCAUCUCUCUGUGCCUUCGUAUCUCGUCUUUUCAUAUAUUCACUUUUUAUUUUCUUGUUCUCCUCCCCCGAAACGUGUUUUUCUGGGUCCUCCCCUCCGUGUCUGUGACGUCAAAAAAAGUAGCCUCUAGGUUGUGAUCCUUAAAAAAAUCAGUCACCCUGCCUGCGACCUCCUGUACCUGUCACCAUUGAGAAGCUUUGUACGAGCCCAUAUAAGCUGUAAUAAGUUGGCAUCGCUCCUCCUACGGUCCCUCAGUUUUCAGUGCCCCCCCCUCCCUCCCUCCCUCCUCUCCCCCUCCUCCCCUGUGUAAACCAGACAGUGGAUCAACCACCAGUGUUCAUCCCAAUGAAGAGUCCACUUGUAUUUUUAUGCUCUUUGAAAAAAAAAACAAAAAAAAACAAAGAUAUAUUUGAGAAACAGAUGGUUCUAUGUGAGUAAUAAAAAAAUAAUACGACGACGAUAACUAUAUAAGACGAUGAACUGAGGUGCGCUGAUCGAGCCUGUGCAUUCAUGGUUGAGUUCUGGACGUGUUGUGACGGCUGUUGUGCCAUGGUUGGGUUUAGGUUGUGUUUUCUGCUGUGACGAUGCAUUCCUGUACAGCUGUGAUCAGAAUAAACGUAUAAAUCAAACCUUA